AUGCGCCAGACACCAAAAACACGGUUGAUAGAGUCGAUCAUCUGUCGUCGCUACUAUCAAGAUCGAGGUUCUGAUGGUACCUCUCUGGGAGCCUUUUCGUCCCAGCUUUUAGCUCUAGAGAUCGACGAGAGCCUGUGCAAAGUACAUGCUAUCCAAGCGGAGUUGGCAAUGACGAAAGCCUGGCUGAAGAUUGGGGAGAAUUUACUCACAUUGGUCCUCGCCAUUCCAUUUGGUCAUCUAGCAAACCGAAAAGGCCGCAAUUUUGUGCUCACCUUAGGUAUGGUUGGCCAGAUGAUGUCCGAAGCUUGGAUUAUCAUCGCCUGUUCUCUGAGCAACCAGCUGCCGUUUGAACUUAUCUACUUCUCUGUAUUCCUGAAAUCGGCCGGUGGGGGUGCUAUGGUUUUAUCCGCUCUUGUCCACGCCAUUCUCUCUGAUGUCAUGUCUCGAGAUAGGCAAGGACAGGCUUUUUUUUAUCUGGCAUCUUCUAGCCUUUUAACGGAGGUGAUUGCGCCCCCGCUUGGAUCCAUUCUGAUGGAGGCAGGAAGCCCUUAUACACCACUAUUGUCUGGUUUUCCGCUGGAGCUGCUGUCUUUAAUAUUCAUAGUUCAGAUUCCAAACACAGCGAAGCACGAGGAGGAACACCUCGUAUCUGCCGCCUCUCCUUCAGCUAGAAUUUAUAGUGAAGAGUCCGACUUUGAAACCAGGGCGGUAAAUACUAGUAUAACCAGGGAGGAUCGUGAUAUUACCGGUUCAGAAACGAAGCAACGGGGUCUCGGUAACCAGUUAAUCCUUGUUUGGGAAAUGAUGACUCGGAACAGUGAUAUCCUGCGAAUUACUGUCGCCUUUCUUGUCACCACGCUCGCUCGUGAAACCUUAGAUUUCGUGGUUCAGUAUACAUCUGAACGUUUUGGCUGGAGUCUAUCGAAGGUAGGCUCGUUUUCUUUCGUUCCCCAUUCGGCCCUGUUUUUUCUAAUAGAAAUGGACGAUUGA
Molecule: messenger RNA, 990 nt
Organism: Ophidiomyces ophidiicola
Lineage: Eukaryota; Fungi; Ascomycota; Eurotiomycetes; Onygenales; Onygenaceae
Exons: 2
Coding region: 1-990 (329 amino acids)
Biological process (GO): transmembrane transport
Cellular component (GO): membrane
Molecular function (GO): transmembrane transporter activity
Source: RefSeq, a predicted model, not a curated record